UCUCAGCCGAGCUCGGGUGGUGUGCGGGGGCGCUCGGCCCGCAACUUCACUCCUGUCGCCCGGCCGCGCGGGGGACUCGCGCCAGGCAAACUUUCUCCCCGCGGAACCCCGGCGGAGAUCGGGGGCGGCGGGCACGGGCGCGGGCGGGGCGGCGGCCAAGCGCUGUUUGUUUCCUUUCACUUCCCGCGGCAGCCGCGGCUGGAGAUGAGGACGGCGGGGCUGGGGCGGAGCAGCCCGGGCCCCCGGGAGUGACUGUCGCCCCGUCGGGAUUUCCCGCCUCCCCUCCCCGCCCCCUCCCAGGGCCCCGGGCCAUGCGUGCGCCGUGAGGGGCGGGCGUCCGGACUUCGCGAGCUGAUGCGGACUCGCUUUUGAGCGGCUGGGGACGAGCGGAGCAGCCCCAAAAUGGAGGACUUUGCCACCAGGACCUACGGGACCAGCGGCCUGGAUAACAGACCUCUGUUCGGGGAGACGUCUGCCAAGGACCGAAUCAUCAAUUUAGUUGUUGGCAGCUUAACCACCUUGUUGAUUCUAGUAACACUCAUCAGUGCUUUUGUGUUCCCUCAACUACCUCCCAAACCACUGAAUAUAUUUUUUGCUGUCUGCAUCUCUUUGAGUAGUAUUACUGCCUGCAUACUUAUCUACUGGUAUCGACAAGGAGACUUAGAACCGAAAUUUAGAAAUCUAAUUUACUAUAUCUUAUUUUCUAUCAUCAUGUUAUGUAUAUGUGCGAACUUGUACUUCCAUGAUGUGGGAAGGUGAGGCUGCAGAGAUGAAAUACUUACCGGGACUCUUGGAAACCUUUGUGAAUUUAACUGCUGCAAAAAAGUGUGCUGAAGAAUUGUCUACUGAAGUCUGGUACAUGAUUCUUUUUCAUGUUAACUGUAAAUCUGAAUCCCCUCGUGCAAGGGAGCUGUAUCAUAGAUCUCUGCUUUCCUUUAAAAAGCUGAAUCAUUCCAUCCCUCAACCAGCAAAGAACUUUCACUUUUGAACUUUUUUUUUUUUUUUACAAUUUAAUUGCAUGGCUCAAAAUCUUGCAUUUUAAGACAAAUACUCUUUUAUUUCUGUUAAACUGAAUAUACAAUUAUUGUUCCCUAGGCAACCAACUUUUGCUUAUUACUACUGUUUCACAUUAAUAAACAUGGUGAAAAGACAACUUUGAUUGUGAAGAUCUAAUUACAAUAAUAAAUAAAAUAAUUUAUACAA
This is a messenger RNA of Apodemus sylvaticus (European woodmouse), 1203 nucleotides long. It is a transcript of the gene Tmem243, whose product is annotated as transmembrane protein 243. The transcript is spliced from 4 exons. Lineage: Eukaryota; Metazoa; Chordata; Mammalia; Rodentia; Muridae. Bases 403 to 759 code for a protein of 118 amino acids. The record is from RefSeq and is a predicted model, not a curated record.